Molecule: messenger RNA, 2835 nt
Organism: Stylophora pistillata
Lineage: Eukaryota; Metazoa; Cnidaria; Anthozoa; Scleractinia; Pocilloporidae
Product: BTB/POZ domain-containing protein 2
Biological process (GO): neurogenesis
Cellular component (GO): cytosol
Molecular function (GO): protein binding
Source: RefSeq, a predicted model, not a curated record
CUCACCGCACAAGGAAAUGCGGAAGGCUUGCUAAGGAAGAAGUUAACCGUAGAGGAAGUCAAUUAUAUUGUUAAAGCUGUAUCUGGGACGCACUCAAAACAAAGAUUAGCUGACUUUUGCAAGUUGGAAGAGCCAUUUUCUCAAAACUAUCAGAUGAACUCGCGAAAUGAGCUCAUCUCCGUACAACUGGCAGUCUGAGAAAACCUCUGUACAGGAUGCCAUCUCCUUCCUCUUUAACAACGAAGUAUUGAGCGACGUACAUUUUAUGGUAGGGAAAGGCACUCAGAGGCGACGAAUUCCUGCCCACAAGUUUGUACUUGCUGUAAGAAGCGCUGUUUUUGAUGCUAUGUUUAAUGGUGGAAUGUCAACAGAGUCAGACGAAGUUGAAGUACCCGACGUUGAAUAUUCAGCUUUCCAAUCCUUGCUUCGAUUUCUUUAUACUGACGAGGUACAAAUUGGACCCGAAACAGUAAUGACGACUCUUUACACAGCCAAGAAGUACGCGGUGCCGACUCUGGAAAACGCCUGCGUAGAUUUCUUAAAGAAGAAUUUAAAUCCUGAUAACGCUUUUAUGUUGUUGAGCCAAGCAAGACUGUUUGAUGAACCCCAAUUAGCAGCUCUUUGCCUCGAUUGUAUUGACAAGCACACUCCAGAGGCGAUUGCAGCGGAAGGCUUUACUGAUAUUGAUUUUGAAACGUUUUGUGUUGUUUUGGAAAGGGACACUUUGUCCAUCCGCGAAAACCUUUUGUUCGCUGCAGCUUUGAGGUGGGCCGAACACGAGUGUCAGCGUAGACGAUUACCCACCACUCCAGAAAACAAAAGAAAUGUUCUUUCAAAAGCCCUGUACAUGAUUCGCUUUCCGCUCAUGAACCUUGAAGAAUUUGCCUCCAGUGCUGCACAGUCUGGAAUCCUCACAGACAGAGAGGUGGUCAGUCUGUUUCUUUACUUUACCGUUAACCCCAAACCAGAGGUUAGUUUCUUGGACAGGCCACGCUGUUGUUUGACUGGUAAGGAAAAGGCAGUUUGUCGCUUCCAAAAAGUUGAGAGUCGUUGGGGUUACAGUGGUACAAGUGACAGGAUACGAUUCACAUGCAGUCGAAGGAUCUUUGUGGUGGGCUUUGGUCUGUAUGGAUCAAUGUAUGGUCCCAGUGACUAUCAAGUAACUAUCCAAGUCAUUUUGACAGACUCGGGUAAAAUUCUGGGCCACAAUGAAACUGCAUUUAGCAGUGAUGGCAGCGACUCCACUUUUCGGGUCAUGUUUAAGGAGCCAAUUGAGAUUCAUCCUGGAGUAGGUUACACUGCCAGUGCAACUUUGAAGGGUCCUGAUUCACACUAUGGUACUUCAGGUGGAAAGAAGAUUGUGUUUGAAACAGAGCAAAAGGAAAAGAUAGUUUUCCAGUUUUCAUAUGCCACUGGAAAUAAUAAUGGAACCUCCAUUGAGGAUGGCCAGCUACCAGAACUAAUAUUUUACACCUGAUCAGACAGAACCGCCAUAACUGUAAAGAUGGACUGAAAGGAAACAUUAUACACAAUGUACACUCUGUACAUUCCCCCACUUAUUGUACAUACCCCAUGUUAUUAUUUGGUUGACUUUGCUUUCUGUUAAGCACCUGUUCUUGUGGGCUUCAAUGUUUUCAAUACUUUGCUUGAAGUCAAAUUAGUUUAAAGAAGGACAACAAGCUGUUUACUUAAUAUAUAUUGUAGCCCUAGAUGAACUUUAUUCUGUAAUGGUUAAUUGUGACACUUAAAAAGUGUUAAAAAGGGGAAGUGGAGAAGUGAUGUAAUGAAAUCAAAUGAUACAUAUAAAUAAGAGACACCAAUUAAGGUUGUGAGUUUGAUGAUGUGCAUAGUAAUGAAGUAGAGGCAGCAAAAUAGUCUCUCUUGUAGAGAAAGUUGAAAUUUAGUGAAAGAUGAUAGGAAGUUGGCAUGCUGUCCUGCUUUUUUUGUUAAAGAGUUUUUGACAGGUCGGUUGGAAUAGGAGACUUUUUGACCUGUCGUGGGCUGUUUAACCCCUCGUAUACUGUACAUACGUGGGUCAUAAAAGAAAAAGGAGAUUUGCAGAUUUUAGAUCUAUCAUCAGGAAUGGAAUAAUUUUCUUGAUGUGCUACAUCUGUGUCACUUUUUUUUUGUGGAUUUAAAACAUUUAACAGUAUCUACUGUCCAAGGGGGAGUUAGUUGUGCAAAAGUGUCUCCAGAGAAUUAUAUAUGUGCCAGAACAUAUUUCAGAGAGAGUGUGAGUAAAGCUUUAAAGAGUAUCUUGGGCAUUAAUUAUUUUACAGAUGUACUGUAACACAUCAUAAGUUUAACCCCUUCACUCUCAAGAACUUGAUAAGUAGUUCUCCCAUAUGUAUCUCAUAAUUAUAGUUUGAGAAUUUGGCAUUUAGUUUAAAAAAAUAAUCUCUUUGUUUUAUUUUAUGUGUAUUCUUGUCACUUGUGGGCUCAAUAUAGUAUUGAAAUUUGAGAGAGGAGGGUGGUCUUGGUCACUCCUGGGUGCAGAAGGGUCAUCAGACUGAAAAGACUUACCAAAAACCAUUCACUUUACUAGAAUAACAUUAAUUUCCCAAAGAUAUUAUACAAAGUAAUUGCUAGCAUAAGUAGGAGUAACUUUAUCAGGUGCAUACCUAGCUCUAAAAUCUUUUGUAGGCCUGUACCCUUAGAAAGUUGAAUGUUUGGUUCAGAAUUUGCAAGGGUUGACAAUAAAAAUCAAUGGGCAAAAAUUAAUUGUUGGCCUGGAUCUACAGAACCACAGGCUGCAAAUUUGUUGAACUACUGAAACGUGUAACAUCAGUUUUGUUAAAGGUUACCCUUAUUAAAACUUUUUGUCUCUGGCCUUUC